This is a messenger RNA of Venustampulla echinocandica, 576 nucleotides long. Its product is annotated as DUF1168-domain-containing protein. The coding region runs from base 1 to 576 and encodes 191 amino acids. NCBI's taxonomy places the organism in Eukaryota, Fungi, Ascomycota, Leotiomycetes, Helotiales, Pleuroascaceae. Gene Ontology annotation, molecular function: protein kinase binding; protein kinase inhibitor activity; double-stranded RNA binding. The record is from RefSeq and is a predicted model, not a curated record. Gene Ontology annotation, biological process: negative regulation of protein kinase activity. The transcript has a single exon. Gene Ontology annotation, cellular component: nucleolus.
AUGUCCGAAUCAAUCCCAGAAUCCAUCCCUACCUCUGCCGAUCCGCGCUCCAAACGUCCUACCAAAAAGCGGGCUCUGACCCCAAGAUCAGAAACCGCCUCCGCGAUCUCAACCCUCUUCGCGAAACCCGACCAAGAAAUCCGUAUUCCCUCCUCCACAGCAAUUACCAAUUCCAACCAUUCGGCACCCCCAGAAAUUGUAGCAAAUGUGCAGGGAAGUAGCGCUGGUGCUGGAUCUGGGGAGUUCCAUGUGUAUAAGGCGAGUAGGAGGAGGGAGUACGAAAGACUAAGGGCUAUGGAUGAGGAGGUCAAGAAUGAGAAGGAGGGAAGUCAGUGGGAGAAGGAAAAGAGGGAAAAGGAGGAGAGGGACAGGGAGAAGACAAGAAAGAAUAGGGAGAAGAGGGAGAGGAUUAAAAAGCGAAAGCAGGGUGGAAAGGUCUCGGGAGGGGAUCAAGGGGCAGUUGGUGGUGGAAUCAAGCCAAGGGUAGUCGAGCGAGCGGGGGAAGGCACGGAAGGAAAGGGCGAAGAGACAAGAGAAGUCCAGGAACUGGGAGUUAUUAUCCAUGAUGAUGAUUGA